Messenger RNA from Salvia splendens (bonfire salvia), 1176 nucleotides. RefSeq lists its product as uncharacterized. NCBI's taxonomy places the organism in Eukaryota, Viridiplantae, Streptophyta, Magnoliopsida, Lamiales, Lamiaceae. The coding region runs from base 1 to 1176 and encodes 391 amino acids. The record is from RefSeq and is a predicted model, not a curated record. Gene Ontology annotation, molecular function: nucleic acid binding. The transcript is spliced from 3 exons.
AUGGGGCACCAAGAGUAUUCCUCAGAAUUCAAGAACCAAGUGGUCCAAUUCAUCAUCGGAAGGUGUGUGGGCGGUGUACCUCCUCGUGGCACACUUAAGGAAGCACAACUGAAGUUUAUAAUCUCCCGGCAAACCUGUACAAGGUGGUGGAAUGCUGCAAAGAAACAACAACAACGAGGAACAUCAGUUCAACUGGUAAGUGUAAAAAAAGUGAGGCAUUACCCCAAAAGGCUGCAUCUGGAUGUUGAUCUGUUAAAGAGUUUGCAUUUCUCCAAAAGGUGCAACCUCUUGAGAGUGGCAGUGGGUUUAGGUUGUUCAAAACCAACAGUAUGGAGGUGGGUUAAGGAUGGCCUGAUUAUACCACACACAUCAGCCAUUAAACCCAACUUAACAGCUGCAAACAAGCUGUUACGGCUGAGAUUCACAGUUGAAUCAUUAGAAUUUGACAGAAUCCUCAACAAAAUCAGAUUCAGGAAUAUGCACAAUACUAUACAUAUUGAUGAAAAGUGGUUCUACAUGACUAAAGGAACUCAGAGAUUCUAUCUUGCUCCAGGAGAGCAAGAACCUCAUAGAACAUGUAAAAAUAAGAAGUUCAUAUCCAAAAUAAUGUUCAUGUGUGCAGUUUGUAGACCAUUGUUUGGUGUUCAUGGUGAAGUGUUGUUUGAUGGAAAAAUUGGAAUUUUUCCCUUUACCAAACAAGUUGCAGCCAAGAGGUCAAGUAAAAACAGGCAGGCAUGCACUAUGGAGACAAAACCCAUAGAGAGUAUCACAACAGAUGUGGUCAGGGAAUGCUUGAUCAAUAAGAUAUUACCUGCCAUCAUAGCCAAGUGGCCAGAUGGGGCAACUCAAGUUCUCAAGAUACAACAAGAUAACGCGAGACCACACAUCAAAGACAAUGACCUAGCUUUCAGAGAAGCUGCACAACAAAGUGGUUUCUCAAUCUCAAUUGUGCAACAACCACCUAACUCACCUGACACCAAUGUGAAUGACUUGGGGUCAGAACAGAUACAAGCUGCCCCACAUGGGGAAAGCACAUUUAAGGAGGACAAAUCAACUUCCACUGAAUCUAGAAGUUCUAGUGGAACUGGUUAUGGAAGCAGUAGCUUAUCUGAGAGACCAGGGGAGCAACCAUGGAUUGGAGUCAAUAUCCCAAGCCUUAGGAUUAUGAAGGUAUAG